This is a messenger RNA of Prunus armeniaca (apricot), 1446 nucleotides long. The record is from the annotation of a GenBank genome assembly. NCBI's taxonomy places the organism in Eukaryota, Viridiplantae, Streptophyta, Magnoliopsida, Rosales, Rosaceae.
AUGGGAAAUCCCCAUUCUGAAUAUUACCGGUAUGGAGGUGGGGACGGGGGAAAAGAACUUAACGGGGAUGGGGAUGGGAACGGCACUCCCAGCCUCGAUUCACCUGUGCCAAACUCAGGGCAGAACUUAUCCAUCAAAGCUGGCUUACAAGGAAAGGACCGGAGACACUUGUCUCCCCCCCUCCACUCUGGUCUGGAGAUGCGAAUCCAAUUCAUUAUACCAUAUGUUUUUCCCUUUGGUAGAACUACAUCCAUGAAACCUGGCUUACAAGUUUACCUUGCCUCUUUCAGCUGUCAGUUCGGAGAUAGGUGUAAAUUUCUCCAUGUGAUUCAGCAACAGCAAAAGUCCAAUAUCUUUGGAUUUGGGUCACUAUCUGGCUCAGACCAACAGAGAAAGUCAAAUCCUUAUGGUUUUGGGGUUCAGAACAACUCUCAGUCAAAAGGGCCAGCUGAUUUUGGUUCCAAACAGAGCCAGUUUAAGCCUUUUGAAAACAAAUGGUCCCGUUUCUCCUCCCAAACUGCUAGUGCUGCCCCUUCAUCACAGAAAUCUGAUAAGCAGCCUCAGGCAACAAAUCAUAGGUGCACAGAUCCCGAUUCUUGCAGAAGUAUAAUUAUUGAAGAUAAUGAGCAUGAGAGUCCACUUUGGAAGCUUACGUGCUAUGGUCACUGGAAAAAUUUCCCUUGUGACAUCGUUGGUGAUAUUAGUUACGAAGAGCUGAGAGCAGCAGCAUAUGAUGAUGCCAAGCAUGGGUUGAACAUGCAGUCGAUAGUUGAAAGAGAGAGAAAUUUACUCAAUACCAAGUUGAUUGAGUUUGACAAACUUUGCAAUCCCCAGGGAGCUCUACUGAAACCUAAUCAUUCCAGCCAAAAUCCUUUACCUUCAGCUAGUCAAAAUGCAUUCUUGCAGGCUGCUAACAAUAGUGCCGCUCCAUCACUCUCAAGUUUUAGCCAAUUGGGCACAUCCCUCAACACGGGGUUUGGACCAAGGCCGUCUGCACCAUCAAAUAAUGGUUUUGCACAGCUGAAUCCUUUUGCUAAUUCCACCCAGACUUCGAGUGGAUUUGGGACAAACAAUUUUCUUUCUGGAAGUGCUGGUUCACGUGGCAGCCAAUUUCCUGCCACUGCACAUGUAAAUGUUUUUCCCUCGGGUACAGGAUUCGGCAAUACUGGUGUCAUGAGACAUGAAACCAACCCAUUUUCUACUUUAGCAGUGUCAUCACAAAUUCCUAGUGCAACAACUGGUCUGUCACCCAUUCUUUCAGAUGGGCCUACCUCUGCUUCCAAUGCAGUUGGACAGUCAACUACAGAAGUUCAGUUCUUAACUAACAUGCAAAGGGAUAAGAUUUCCGGGGAGAUGAGUAUUUGGUUGAAAAAGAUAUGGAGUCCUGGAGAGCUGUCUUCUUCCUUACCCCUCUCCUCAUAUGAUGCGACAUUGGUUAGUAUAUAA